AUGGGCCAGAAGGUUCAUGAAGGUAAAAGCCCCCGGGCUGAGGUGGAAGGUGGAGCUGAUGAGGGUGUGAGUGUAGAUGAGGACCCGGAGGCGCCGCAGGAGGACCUGGGUUCGAGAAGAAAAGGGAAAAAGGAACGAGAAGCCGAGAAAAAGGAGAGCGAAGCGCAGAAGGAGCAGCAACGGCAACAGAGAGACGGCGACCGCACGAAGGCCAAGGGCCGGAGGGACGGCGACCGGGACCACAACGACGGACACUACCACAGGGAUGGGAGGGACAGGACCUUGCAAGACCACCAUGACAACCACAGAUACUACAAGGGCCAGUAUAAUAAGUACGACAAGAAGUAUAGGGAUGAUGAUGACGAUGAUGACGACGACGACGACGACGACGACGACGACGAUGAUGAUGACGAUGAUUACAGACACAAAAGGAGGCAUUACAGGAAGAAAAGAUACGACGACGACGACGACGACGAUGACGACGACGACGAUGAUGAUGACAGAUACAAGAGGAGACGAGGAGGCAAGCACGAUGAUGAUGAUGAUGAUGAUGACAGGAAGAGGAAAGGGCUGAUGAGACAUUGGCAGAAGCCGGCCAAGAAGAACUACCGCAGGGAAGUCACAGGGCCAAAGAAAGAAUUUAUUCGACGACGGGGUAAGAACCACACUAAGCAGCACAACCUGGAGUGGUUGGAUAAACGGGCACAGGGGCGUGCGAGCCGGCGGAGAGAGGGUCAGAAGGCCGACUGGCUGUUUGAACGCGCGCGGGACCGAAACACAUUGCGUGAAAAAGAGCUUAAGUCUGAAUGGCAGUUUGAGAGAGCCCGCGGCCGGAGGGAGAUCCGAGGCGAGGCCCACGCGGAAGAGGCGGCCCGGGCCAGAGGGCGCGGUCAUGGGGGGCGUGAGCGGUAUGAAAAGCACUUCAACUAUAGGCGGUACGUUAGGUUCGAUGACGAUGACGACGACGACGACGAGGAGGAGAGGUACCAGUACCACUUCCACGAGGCGAGGCGGGGGAGGGAGCGGGGCGGGCAGCGCGAGCACUACCGGCGGGGCAAGGGGCAGCGGGAGUGGAUCAUUCCCAACUUCCACGCCGCAGGGAAGCACUACUAAGCAUGCUCGUUAUCCUCAUAGAGUAGUAGUGUCCCCUUCGUGUGUAUUAGUCUGGAAAUUGUAGUAAUAAAGAUAUUGGUCAGUGAAAAAAGGAAAAGAUUAGAGGUAGUGGGAGUUCUUGCUACUAAUGGUUUCCUCUGAGGCCAAGCCUUUGUAGCAUUAGUCGAGCCCGACUCUUGGCCCCUCCCCCCUUCACUCAUAUCCGCUUAUUUUGCCUUCCCUUUUCUCUUCUUUUGGAAAUAAGACUAUUCAUAAUAUUUAAGAAAAAAAGUUCUCAAUAUUGUUCUAGGACGGAUUAUUUUGUCUGGUUACACGGAUUGAUUUACUUUUGAUUAAUGAAGAAGUUAAGUUCAACCUUUGACUGACUCCAUCCCUCCACACUUCCCUUGAAAGUCAUUGUUAUUGUCUGUAGUGCAGCCAUUUUAGGCAUAUAAUCAAGGUCUUUAUAGAUUUUUCCAUAAUUUUUUUUUCAUCAAGUUUGGAAUCGUGUAAUGAAGCCUACUUCUUAUGAAUGAUGAAUAAACUUUUGUACAUUUUUUGCUAUAUAAAUGUCAAGGGAGAUGCUAUUUCUAUUUUAGAUAAGUUCAUUUUCAAGUGGGUUUUCGCUGACUUAAAUUUUAAGGCUACUGAAAUUCCAUGAGUGGAAGCUGCAUUUUUGACAGUUUUUAUGCAAAUACCAGUGACCUGAGAUUUUUCCUUCAGCUCUUCACAUUUUUUUUCUCAAAGUCUUUUCUCACUUGAUUUAUCCUCAACAGCUUUUUUUGUCCCUCUUUUUACAAUGUACUUUUUUCUUUCUCUUCUCUAAACUUCCUUAUUUCCAUUCCAGAUGACUAAGCCUCGAUGCUCUUUCAUUGUUAGUUGUACACUAUUGGAAGGAACAAAAUUCCCCAGAUGAAAGCAUGAGACUAGACAGGAAAUUAGCUCAGAAUAGUGCUAAAUGCCUUCACUGCGCAUCAACUGGUAAUCCUGCCUGUAUAUUUCAGCCACUGCACAAAGUAGCACUGCAGCAGAUGUCCUCGCAUAUAUAGUUUUCUUUGUAUUUUUUAUCGUUCUAGCUUUUUUAAAUCGUUACUUGGAUUGUCGAAAUAAAUAUUUUUUGUUUAAUAUAACUGACCGAGCUCCGGAGCAGCUCGCGAGUGUAAUCUAACCCGCAUGGUUUUCUGUUCCUCCCUUGGUUCUUCUCUCACACGUUAUGCGACUUCCUAAACGUUUGUCCUUUCUUUCUCCUCGAAAAGCGUCUCUUGUCAGCCUUGCAGCUCACCGGGUGUGAUUUUUUUUAUUUAGGUGUUGUGUCCUAAACCUUGAUGGUUCCUUCAAGGUACAGUGAACGCUAUGUUAAAUUUCAAGGUAAAUUUAAACUUUAUGCUUUAAUGUCAUAUGUGAUAGCCAUUUAUAUAUAUUAAGAAAAAAAAAACAGGUUUGUAAAACAUUUCAUUUAAAAGCGGUUGAUGGUGUCCUUUUUUGAGUUGUUAUGAGGUUAGAAAAAAAAUCUGAAUAAGAAUUUUUUUCUUAGCAUGAACUUGGAAAAUUAUUGGAUAUAUAUUAUUGGAAAUUAAUGUCUUUGAUUUGAUGUAUGUGAUUUAUAUGAGAAAUACAAAUGCUGAUGUUAUAAUUGUUUGACUACCAGAUGCCUUACUUUUAAUCUUUCUUGUGAUUAAAAACCAUCACUUGUUUCCCAUUUAUCUCGUGUGCUAGUCUUUUGUCAUCCGUGAAACUUAUGUUAUUGGAUAUGUCAAUAAACCUUACUGAUA
This is a messenger RNA of Penaeus monodon (black tiger shrimp), 2864 nucleotides long. RefSeq names its product sarcoplasmic reticulum histidine-rich calcium-binding protein-like. The record is from RefSeq and is a predicted model, not a curated record. The transcript is spliced from 4 exons. The coding region runs from base 1 to 1113 and encodes 370 amino acids. Lineage: Eukaryota; Metazoa; Arthropoda; Malacostraca; Decapoda; Penaeidae.